Gossypium arboreum is the source of this 811-nucleotide messenger RNA. Its product is annotated as protein MHF2 homolog. Gene Ontology annotation, cellular component: FANCM-MHF complex; Fanconi anaemia nuclear complex. The record is from RefSeq and is a predicted model, not a curated record. Lineage: Eukaryota; Viridiplantae; Streptophyta; Magnoliopsida; Malvales; Malvaceae. Bases 214 to 597 code for a protein of 127 amino acids. Gene Ontology annotation, biological process: kinetochore assembly; replication fork processing; DNA repair. The transcript is spliced from 6 exons.
UUAAUCUAGAAAUUAACUCUUUUUUUGAGAACCAAAGAAAAAGCCGAAACUUUUCGGAACUAUUUUCUACGCAGAAUCAACCUACGGGCCUUCUAUUUACAAGAGUUACGCUCUACCACUAAGCUCUAAGCUAUGGCGGUUCUCGUCUUCCCUUCUUAUAUCUUUUAAAAAUUAUUGAAAACCAUCAAUUUAAGCUAACCGUACCCAAUUCAAAUGGAGAGAAGACGACGAAAAUGCAAAAUCGAGGAACAAAUUCAAAUCGAUUCCGCCAUUGAUAAAAACGAAACUCCAAUUUUUGAACCAGAUUUGAUUAGAGCCAUUUUCAAGCAGAUUUGGAUCAGAAAAGCUCAAGAGCGUGAAGGAAUCGGAUUUCAAAACACCGACGCCAUGGAUUCCGAGAUUGGAGCUGGAACAUCUAAGAAGAUUCGACCCACAUUCGCUAAUCCGAAUGCUCUAAAGCUGAGCUGCGAACUUCUUCGAAUUUUUAUUACAGAGACUGUACAACGAGCUGCUACGAUUGCUGAAGCAGAAGGUGGUACUAAGAUUGAAGCAAUUCAUUUAGAAAGAGUUCUUCCCCAGUUAUUUGUUGAUUUUUAAGGUACAGUUAAUAAUUAUAUUGCCUUGGGUUUUUAUAUACAUAACGACCUUUUUCUUCUGCUGUAUAGAUGAACCCACUACAAUUUUUUAGAUAUGUUAAAAACUUACUGAAUUUUGGAGAUUUAUUUUCGGAGUUUUAAUGUUACUUAAAAUUAUUAAAUUUGUUAUGACACUAUAAUAUUUUUAAUAAAUUAUUGUAAAAAUUCUUACAAAA